GAUUAGAUACGUUAGCAGAUACAGUCACACAUUGUACACACAUAUACACACAUACACACAUAAAUAUUUGUGCUGAUAUAUGCUGCACCUCAAAUAGUUAAUUUAGAAAGCUGAAAGAAUAUUUUUAAAAUGAAGUUGUAUGCGCUUUUAAUUCUGAAAAUGUUCCCCCAGGGUGUUGAGAAAGAUCCAGUGAUUUGCUCCAGUGCAAUUGACGUUAGUUCCUUUGGCUUUUUCCAACGUGGAUCAACCAAAGAGUUCAUUAUUUUUCUCUCUCGCACUGUGGCCAAACUUGUUUCUCCCGGUAGCAAGACUCAGAUUACCGAAAAUGGCAAUGCUGUAUACGCCUAUGCCUCGCUUGACGGUCUGGUUGCUAUUGCCAUAAGUGAUGUCGAGUACACCGGUCGUGUGGCUUUUACACUUUUAUCGGACAUCCUUCCUCUCUUCCAGAACACUUUCCGCGGGAAGUAUUCGAAUGUUGACGGGAAACCCGACAACUUCUUGCCUUGGCAGCACCUGCAGGACACUCUUGUUAAAUAUCAAAAACCAGAGGAAGUCGAUAAAAUUCUCAAGAUCAAGAAGGAUAUUGAGGAUACCAAGGUGGUGAUGUACAAUGCAAUUGAUCAAAUUAUUGAACGUGGGAAUAAAAUAGAUGAUUUGGUAGCAAAGAGUGAAGAUCUAGGAAUGGCAAGCAAGACAUUUUAUUCACAAGCCAAGAAAACGAAUUCAGGAUGUUGUGUGGUCAUGUAGUCUUGAAAACAAAGGUGCUAAAAUGUCUGAAAGAUUUUCAUUAUCUAAAUUGGAAUGCUUUUUUUUUUGUUACAUAUACAUGUAUCCAAAAAAAAAAAAACACUUGUUUUCCUCCAGACAGCGUGUGCCAAAGGUUUUCUUUUGCUUUAAUCUCUAAAUAUCCAGAUGAGUCAUUCAGAUUACGAAUCUCAUUUAAUAUUGAAGAGUUGAUCUCUAGACGCUAUACUCAGAGAGAGUGUCUCUUUUGCUUACUCCUGGAUUUCCUUAUUCGUUUCCCCUAUUAAUACUUUAUAACCCUUUUUAUUAUCAUUUUACAUCAUAUUUUUUAUGUGCGUACUCCGAACUCUAAUAGAUUACCUCGAUGCUGAAAUGCUUAACCUAAAAAUGUUAUAACAAGUGAGGAAUGGAAACGUGAA
Molecule: messenger RNA, 1163 nt
Organism: Phytomonas sp. EM1
Lineage: Eukaryota; Euglenozoa; Kinetoplastea; Trypanosomatida; Trypanosomatidae
Source: the annotation of a GenBank genome assembly